AUCAGCAAGUUCAAACUAAGUCCAAUGGAGUGGCAGUUCCUACAGGAUGUUGAAGUGAUCCUAGAGGCGCCACAUGCUGCUCAACAAUGUAUGUCGGGCGAAUCCACUCCCAAACUGAGUGGUGCAUUUCCGGCAUUCGAAACAUUGAUCGAGCGGUGGAAGUUUUUGGCUUGA
Molecule: messenger RNA, 174 nt
Organism: Suillus fuscotomentosus
Lineage: Eukaryota; Fungi; Basidiomycota; Agaricomycetes; Boletales; Suillaceae
Exons: 2
Source: RefSeq, a predicted model, not a curated record